AUGGCGGAGUUGCCAGCCACAGAAUUAACUGACUUGGCCCAUGCCAAUGGCAGGUUCACCAUUAGCACCCUGAUCAGCACCGAGGACAGCAGCAAACCUCACUAUGGACAGCCUGACGCUGCCACCUGUGAGGCUACCCAUCCCAGCCACCUCACCCACAGCAGCACUUUCUACAUGAGGACCUUUGGCUACAACACAGUGGAUGUUGUGCCGACUUAUGAACAUUAUGCCAACACGAAGGUGGCGGGUGAAACCAAUAAAGUUAGGCCCACGCUGGCAGAUCUACAUUCUUUCUUGAAGGUAAGCUAUGUAGAAGGACUCCGUCUCCACAACCCAGUGUACGAACCCCAGAGAAGUAACGGCCUGAGUGACGAAACGACUGAGGAAGAUGGUGGUGAGGUUGGGGAAAAGCCUCCAGGCGAGCCGAUCCGAUUUGGAUGGGUGAAAGGAGUGAUGAUCCGAUGCAUGCUGAACAUCUGGGGUGUGAUUCUCUAUUUGCGAUUGCCCUGGAUCACUGCACAGGCAGGAAUUGCGCUCACAUGGCUGAUUAUCUUCAUGUCUGUGACGGUGACGAGCAUCACAGGGUUGUCCAUCUCUGCCAUCUCCACCAACGGCAAAGUGAAAUCAGGUGGCACCUAUUUCCUUAUCUCAAGAAGCCUCGGUCCAGAGCUGGGUGGUUCCAUCGGUCUCAUAUUUGCCUUUGCGAAUGCCGUGGCGGUGGCCAUGCACACGGUGGGCUUUGCGGAAACUGUGCGCGAUCUGCUCCAGGAACAUAACUCGCCCAUUGUAGACCCCACAAAUGACAUCCGCAUCAUCGGGGUCAUCACAGUGACAGUGCUACUUGGGAUUUCCUUGGCCGGAAUGGAGUGGGAAGCAAAGGCACAGGUGCUGUUCUUCAUAGUCAUCAUGAUUUCCUUUGUAAAUUACGUAGUGGGGACGGUGAUUCCAGCCUCCGAGGAGAAGCAGGCAAAAGGAUUCUUCAGUUACCGAGCUGAUAUUUUUGCUCAGAACUUUGUGCCAAAUUGGCGCGGACCAGAUGGCACCUUCUUUGGUUUGUUUUCCAUUUUCUUUCCAUCAGCGACUGGCAUCUUGGCUGGAGCCAACAUUUCAGGUGAUUUGAAGGAUCCAGCCAUAGCCAUUCCCAAAGGCACGCUGAUGGCUAUAUUCUGGACUACAAUAUCCUAUCUGGCUAUUUCUGCUACAAUUGGUGCCUGUGUGGUACGUGAUGCCUCUGGGAGCCUGAAUGACUCCAUCCCUGUUGGCUCUCCGGGCUGCGAAGGACUUGCUUGUGACUACGGGUGGAACUUCACGGACUGUGCUCAGAAACAGAGCUGUCACUAUGGACUCAGCAAUUAUUACCAGAGUAUGAGCAUGGUAUCUGGAUUUGCCCCCCUGAUCACGGCUGGAAUCUUCGGGGCCACCCUCUCUUCUGCUUUGGCCUGCCUGGUCUCAGCACCCAAAGUCUUCCAGUGCCUAUGCAAGGACCAGCUCUACCCUCUGAUCGGCUUCUUUGGGAAGGGCUAUGGGAAGAACGACGAGCCGAUCAGGGGUUACAUGCUGACCUACAUCAUAGCAGUGGGGUUCGUUCUUAUCGCUGAAUUGAACACUAUUGCCCCAAUCAUCUCCAACUUCUUCCUGUGCUCGUACGCACUCAUCAAUUUCAGCUGUUUCCACGCCUCCAUCACCAACUCGCCGGGAUGGAGACCAUCCUUUAGAUAUUACAGCAAGUGGGCUGCGCUCUUCGGUGCCGUCAUCUCUGUCGUGAUCAUGUUUCUAUUGACCUGGUGGGCAGCCCUGAUAGCCAUUGGCAUCAUUGUCUUCUUACUGGGAUACGUGCUCUACAAAAAGCCUGAAGUGAACUGGGGCUCGUCUGUGCAGGCAGGUUCGUACAACUUGGCCCUGAACUAUUCCGUGGGACUCAACGAAGUCAACGAGCACAUUAAGAACUACAGACCCCAGUGCCUGGUCUUAACAGGCCCUCCCAACUUCCGCCCAGCCCUGGUGGAUUUUGUGGGCACUUUCACCAAAAACCUCAGCUUGAUGAUUUGUGGGAAUGUGCUGAUAGGACCAUGCAAACAGAAGAUGUCAGAAUGCAGGCUCACCUCCAACGGCCAUACAAAGUGGCUGACCAAGAGAAAGAUCAAAGCUUUCUAUACGGACGUGGUAGCUGAUGACUUGAGAAGUGGAGUCAAAACACUUAUGCAGGCAUCCGGUCUUGGGAAGAUGAAACCCAACAUCCUGGUGAUCGGGUACAAGAAGAACUGGCAGACAGCUCACCCUAGGACUGUGGAGGAGUACACUGGAAUCCUGCAUGAUGCGUUUGACUUCAAGUAUGGAAUAUGCUUAAUGCGAAUGAAGGAAGGGCUGAAUGUUUCCAGAAUGAUGCAGGCUCACAUUAACCCGGUGUUUGACCCAGCAGAAGACCGUAAAGAGAAUGGAGCAAAUGGUGUGGUACCCACUGUGACAGGAACAUUGGAUCCGGAUGCCCUUACAGCGGAACAGCAAGCAAGCACCAUCUUCCAGACUGAACAGGGCAAGAAGACUAUCGACAUCUACUGGCUCUUUGAUGAUGGAGGUCUGACGCUCCUGAUUCCGUUCCUCCUCAGUCGCAAGAAGCGGUGGGGCAAGUGCAGAACCCGGGUGUUUGUUGGUGGGCAGAUCCACAGGAUGGAUGAAGAGAGGAAGGCGAUUGUCUCUCUAUUGAGCAAGUUCCGACUUGGGUUCCAUGAGGUGCAUGUCCUUCCAGACAUUAACCAGAAACCACGCCCUGAACACAUCAAGAGAUUUGAUGACCUGAUCGCCCCCUUCAGGCUGAACGAUGGGUUUAAGGACGAGGCCGUGGUGAAUGAAAUGAGGCGUGACUGCCCCUGGAAGAUUUCUGAUGAGGAGCUUAAUAAAAACAAAGUAAAGUCGCUUCGACAAGUGAGACUGAAUGAGAUUUUGCUGGAUUACUCACGGGAUGCUGCUCUCAUAGUCAUAACCUUGCCAAUAGGCAGAAAGGGGCGAUGCCCCAGCUCCCUCUAUAUGGCCUGGCUAGAAACCCUCUCGCAAGACCUGAGACCCCCAGUUAUUCUGACCAGAGGAAACCAAGAAAAUGUUCUGACGUUUUACUGCCAAUAG
Messenger RNA from Emys orbicularis (European pond turtle), 3120 nucleotides. It is a transcript of the gene SLC12A3, whose product is annotated as solute carrier family 12 member 3. The coding region runs from base 1 to 3120 and encodes 1039 amino acids. Gene Ontology annotation, molecular function: sodium:potassium:chloride symporter activity. The transcript is spliced from 26 exons. Gene Ontology annotation, biological process: cell volume homeostasis; potassium ion import across plasma membrane; potassium ion homeostasis. Gene Ontology annotation, cellular component: apical plasma membrane. The record is from RefSeq and is a predicted model, not a curated record. Lineage: Eukaryota; Metazoa; Chordata; Testudines; Emydidae.